Tachysurus fulvidraco (yellow catfish) is the source of this 2246-nucleotide messenger RNA. Its product is annotated as calcium-binding mitochondrial carrier protein SCaMC-1-like. Gene Ontology annotation, cellular component: mitochondrial inner membrane. Gene Ontology annotation, molecular function: ATP transmembrane transporter activity; calcium ion binding. The record is from RefSeq and is a predicted model, not a curated record. The coding region runs from base 23 to 1453 and encodes 476 amino acids. Lineage: Eukaryota; Metazoa; Chordata; Actinopteri; Siluriformes; Bagridae. The transcript is spliced from 10 exons. Gene Ontology annotation, biological process: transmembrane transport.
AGCCCCGCCUCUAACCGCAGGGAUGCUUGCGCUUCUACGAGGAUUUAUCAUGAAGGACUGCUGGUGCUGGGAUGCGAACAGCAACAAAAACUACGAGGAGCUAUUUGACAAACUAGACACUAAUAAAGAUGGGAAAGUUGACGUGGCGGAGCUUCGGUCGGGUCUCAUAGCGAUGGGGAUAGCCUUGCGUACUGGAGAAGCCCAGAAGAUAGUGGCCACCGGGGACAAGAACAGGGAUGGUGUGCUUGACUUCACUGAGUUCACCAGAUACCUGAAAGAGCAUGAGAAGAAACUGCGGCUUACAUUCAAGAGCUUAGACAAGAAUAAUGAUGGUCGCCUGGAUGCCCAUGAGAUCAAACAAUCUCUGGCUGAACUGGGAAUGGACAUAUCCACAGAAGCAGCACUGAAAAUUCUACAGAGCAUUGACGUUGACGGCACUAUGACGGUGGACUGGAAUGAGUGGAAGGAGCACUUCAUGUUCAUGCCUGCGACUGAUCUAGAAGAAAUUAUUAGAUACUGGAAACACUCCUCGCAGCUGGACAUUGGCGAUAAUCUUGUCGUUCCCGAUGAGUUCACUAAGGAGGAGAAGAUCUCUGGUGUUUGGUGGCGACAGCUAGUUGCUGGGGCAACAGCAGGGGCAGUUUCUCGAACAGGCACCGCACCUUUGGAUAGAAUAAAGGUUUUUAUGCAGGUUCAUGCAUCCAGGUCAAACCAGAUCAGUCUGGUGGGGGGGUUCAAACGGAUGCUUGCUGAAGGAGGAGUGAUAUCUCUGUGGAGAGGAAAUGGCCUCAAUGUGUUAAAAAUUGCCCCUGAGACCGCUAUCAAAUUCAUGGCCUAUGAACAGUAUAAGAAGUACCUGUCAUCCGAUGGUGAUAAAAUAGAGACAGCACAGAGAUUCAUGGCUGGCUCCUUAGCCGGUGCCACAGCACAAACUUCCAUUUACCCUAUGGAGGUAGUGAAGACUAGACUGACACUGAGGAGUACCGGACAGUAUUCUGGGAUGAUCGACUGUGCCAGGUCAAUUCUGAAAAGAGAGGGCAUUAAGGCUUUCUAUAAAGGUUACGUCCCCAACACGCUGGGCAUUAUUCCUUACGCUGGCAUUGACCUUGCUGUUUAUGAGAGCCUAAAGAAUGCCUGGCUCGCACACUAUGCAAAAGACACAGCAAACCCCGGUGUUCUGGUCCUGCUGGGCUGUGGUACUGUCUCCAGCACAUGUGGGCAGCUGGCCAGUUACCCUCUGGCUUUGGUACGCACUCGUAUGCAGGCACAAGCAUCGUUUGGAAACUCGGAGCAGCCUUCUAUGCGCUCACUGAUUAAGAGCAUUGUGGCAAACGAAGGCAUUUUCGGUCUCUAUCGGGGGAUCCUACCCAACUUCAUGAAGGUCAUUCCAGCUGUCAGCAUCAGCUAUGUAGUGUACGAGUACACAAAAUCAUCGCUGGGUAUCUCAAAGUGAAUGUCACUGGGCUGGGUUCCCAAACCCCCAUAUAGGAGUGCUGUUCCAGAUCCAUUUAUCUUCUUGGACACUAGGAAAAAACAUUAAUUAAGAGAAUCAGCUAUAAUCUGAUCCCCGAUCAGCUUUGCUGUUUAAAAUGCCUUGUGAGUCCAGAGUUUCUUUCAUGGAUGUCCUGUCUGCUCUAAACACCACUGAUUUUUAAAACUCAUCACAAGAAUAAAGCGGACUCUUAUCCUGUAGAUUUAACUACAUGAUUAAGUCUUAUAAGUGUAUUUCAUUUGGUUAUUUAAAUUUGUAGCAAUAGGAAUGUCUGAUCACUGCACUGAAUAAUAUGACAAGUACGAUUUGCCUUACGACUUGCAUGCUAUGACUUCUUUAUGGUGUCUAUGCAUGUGAAUGCCUGAUGUCUGUGAAUGUUGGUUUUAUUUCUAUUACAUUGUUUUUUUAUAUUUUUAUAUUUUAUCAGAAAGAAAUAUACAAUGUAAGUGUACAAUCUACUGUAUUAUAAUGAAGGCCCUAAAACACAAGUGCAUAGCCGACAGGAUAACACCAAUGCACCAGGGAGAAAGGUACCACAACCGGCAUUUUAACCAUAUUAAUAAUCCAAAAUCUGUGCACUUACUUACUUGCUUUCCCAAUCUCCAAACGAUAGGAGGAAUUUCCAUCGUUCGUCAUAAGUGUCCCUGCUUUAUUUAUUAUUAUUAUUGUGAAAAUUGUCUGAGGGAUUGCAAUCUGAUGUAAUUUCCUUUUCAAAAUGGCAAAUAAAAUGAAUGAUGCAAUAAAACAGAACAUA